AUGAUGCUGGAGCAGGCCGACAAGGAGAUGGCAGCCGAAGCACGGGAACAGGCCUUGGAAGUCUUCGGGACCCCAGCUCCAACCUCGUUGAGGGAGAAGAGCCAGCCUUCGGAGCGACGGGACAGUGCUCAGGAGCUGGAGGUGGCGGCAGCCAGACGGUCGAAGUGGCCGAAGGCAGGAUCCAAAGGGCAAGCGGGCGACUACGGCAAAGGCUCCUACCAUGGGUCUUGGAAGGACAGCCGAGCCAGCACCGAUCCCUGGUCACCCUGGGAGCCCACUCCAUUGACGGAGGCCGAGAAAGAGCUCCUGCGGAACAUGGCCAAGAUGCUGAUGAGGCACGAGUCGGAGAUGAGACUGCUGAGGCAAGACUACACGUGGAUGUGCUUCGUGGACACUGCGGAGACUGGCAUCUUGGAACUGCUGAGGAACAAAACGGAGGAUUGGCAGCGGCUCUACCAAGAGCGCAAGGUGACAUGCAGCUUGCGAGUGGUUCUGCUGAUCGUGGUGUUUCAGGAGCUCCUGACGCGGAUGAAUGCACUCCAGCAGGAUCAGGAGAAGCUGACCAAGAUGCACACGGUGGGGUGGCUGGUGGAGGGCUCGCAGGCUCUGAAUCCGUGCUGGACCUAUCAGCAGUGGUCGCCCGAGAAUCAGAAGACCGAGAGAUCGAGCCGAGCCCCGCUAGCCUUCACAGCGGCGCAGGAGGCCAUUCAGACUAUCAUCGACAAUGUGGGAGGUUCUUCCGUUUGUGUGGUGCUGUCGGUACGUGGGAAGCAAGCCGAUCGGGUCCAUCAGGCACUCUGUCUCCUGAAUGGAUGCGCCUGUUUCGCCGUGGCCGGCCUGCGAUUUCGACCAGAUCGGGGGCAACAGUCUCAACUGGCGAAAGCUCUGGAGACCUCGUACACCGGGGUGCCGUUCUCCGAUUGGCAACCCCGCCGACAGCAGUGGACGAAGCCUCAGAAGACCGCGGAAGAGGACGACCUCUAG
Molecule: messenger RNA, 984 nt
Organism: Symbiodinium sp. CCMP2592
Lineage: Eukaryota; Dinophyceae; Suessiales; Symbiodiniaceae
Source: the annotation of a GenBank genome assembly